Messenger RNA from Gossypium arboreum, 4528 nucleotides. RefSeq lists its product as uncharacterized. Lineage: Eukaryota; Viridiplantae; Streptophyta; Magnoliopsida; Malvales; Malvaceae. Bases 184 to 4305 code for a protein of 1373 amino acids. The transcript has 7 exons. The record is from RefSeq and is a predicted model, not a curated record.
CUCACUUUAUAUACCAAAGAUUCUCGCAAAAUUUUCAUCGAACGCCAUCAUUCUUCACCUUCUUUUUAUUUCAGAAAAAUAAUUUCAAAUUUUUUCAAAAAAAGAAUUCGCCAUUUUUAGCAAAUCGAAAUUGAAGAAUCACAGCAAAGCAAAGCAAAUCCGGUAAUUUUCUCAACAGCGAACAUGGAAGGAGACAACCUAGUAAGUAGUGAAAUCCCAGUGACGAAAGCUGUUGAGGACACUGAAAUUGUUGCCGAUGCGGUUAAGGCCUCGAAUGGAGACUUGCCGCUAGUAGAAAAGGAAGAAACCACCCUGGAUGGAGAAUUCAUUAAAGUAGAGAAGGAAGCAGUAGAGAUGAAAGAUGGUUCUAAUCCGGCUAAUCCUGCUUCUAACCAAGACAAUGAAUCGACCAUCGAAAGAAGCUUGAGCAAUCCUGGUAGAGAACUACUUGAAGCUCAAGAAAAGACGAAAGAACUCGAGCUUGAAUUGGAAAGAGUGGUUGGAGCGUUAAAGCUUUCUGAAUCAGAAAACAGCAAAUUGAAGGAUGAAGUUGUGCUUGCUAAGGAGAAGUUGGAUGAAGUGGGGAAAAAGUAUGAAGAACUCGAUCUCGAUCAUAAGAAAUUGCAAGAACAGAUCAUUGAAGCUGAGCAGAGAUACAGUUUACAGUUAAGCAAUUUGCAAGAGGCUUUGCAAGCUCAAGAGACGAAACAGAAGGAACUCACUGAAGUAAAAGUAGCAUUUGAUGGUCUCAAUAUUGAGAUCGAAAACUCGAGAAAGAGGAUGCAAGAGUUGGAGCAAGAUCUGCAGAGUUCCAUUGAAGAGGCUCGGAAGUUUGAAGAACUGCACAAACAAAGUGGUUCACAUGCUGAGUCUGAGACACAGAGGGCUUUGGAGUUUGAGAAAUUGCUUGAAACUGCGAAACUUAGUGCAAAAGAAAUGGAAGAUCAGAUGGCUUCAUUGCGGGAAGAAGUCAAGGGACUCUACGAGAAAGUUGCUGAAAACCAGAAAGUCGAGGCAGCACUUCAAAGCACAACAGCUGAACUUUCUGCUGCUCAAGAGGAGUUGGCGCUUUCGAAAUCACUAGUAUCAGACUUGGAACAAAGACUUAGCUCAAAGGAAGCUCUUAUAAAUGAGCUGACUGAAGAGUUGGAACAGAAAAAAGCUUCAGAAUCCAAGGCAAUGGAAGAUAUCUCAAUUCUUGAAAUUACUUUUGCUGCAACUAAAGAAGAUCUUCAAGCUAAGGUUUCCAAGUUGGAAGAUAUCAAGUUGAAACUGGAAGAGGAAGUUAAAGCAAGGGAAUUGGUUGAAGCCACACUGAAGGAUCAAGAAGUCAGUGUUUCGAUUGCACAAGAAGAAUUAAGUAAAGUUCUAAAUGAAAAAGAAGCUUUGGAAACAGCCAUUGCAGAUCUUAACAGUAAUGCAGCCUUGUCGAAGGAGUUGUGCAACGAACUUGAAGAAAAAUUGAAGCUUUCAGAUGAGAAUUUCAGUAAAACCAAUUCUCUAUUGUCCCAGGCUUUGUCUAAUAAUGAAGAGCUUGAACAGAAACUGAAAUCUCUUGAAGAGCUACAUAAUGAAUCCGGAGCUGCUGCAGCAACUGCUACUCAAAAGAAUCUUGAACUGGAGGAUAUACUUCAGGCUUCAAAUGAAGCUGCAGAAGAUGCAAAAUCGAAACUGAGGGAGCUUGAGGCACGUUUUAUAGCAGCCGAGCAAAGGAAUGUGGAGCUUGAACAACACUUGAAUUUGGUAGAGUUAAAAGGCUUUGAAUCCGAGAAAGAACUGAAGGAAUCUUCAGAGAAAAUAUCUGAACUUACCAACAAGUUGGGGGAGGCCAUCGAAGAAAAGAAUCAGCUGAACAAUCAAAUGCAGGAAUAUCAGGAGAAGAUAAAUCAGCUCGAAUCAGCUCUAAAUCAGUCAACAACACAGAACUUGGAGCUCGCGGAAGAGUUGAAGGUUGCUUUAGAGAGAAGUGCUCACCAUGAGGACAGAGCUAAUAUGAGUCAUCAACGCAGCCUUGAACUAGAGGAUCUGUUCCAGACAUCUCAUUCCAAAUUAGAGGGUGCUGACAAAAAGGUCAACGAGUUGGAGUUGCUACUUGAAGCAGAGAAGUACAGGAUUCAGGAACUCGAGGAACAGUUAAGCAAUUUAGAAAAGAAAUGUGGAGAUGCAGAAGGCGAGUCUGUUAAGUACUCUGAUAAGGUAUCUGAAAUCGCUUCUGAACUUGAGGCAUUCCAAGCUAGAACAUCGAGCCUUGAAAUUGCACUACAAAUGGCCAAUGAGAAGGAAAAGGAAUUGACAGAGUGCUUAAAUUUGGCAACAGAUGAGAAGAAAAAGCUAGAAGAGACAUUGCAAAGCUCCAAUGAAAAGCUUGCUGAAGCCGAAAAUCUGGUGGAAAUCUUGAGAAAUGAUUUAAAUCUGACACAACAGAAACGGGAAAGCAUUGAGAAUGAUCUUACGGCUGUUGGUUUGAGAGAAAGUGAGGUUAUGGAAAAGCUCAAAUCUGCUGAAGAGCAACUAGAGGAACACGUAAGAGUAUUAGAGGAAGCUAAGGCAAGAAACUCGGAGCUUGAGUCAUUGCAUGAAACUUUAACAAGGGAUUCAGAGCUUAAACUGCAAGAAAUAAUGGAAAAUUUCACCAGCAAGGAUUCUGAAACAAAAUCCCUGUUCGAGAAAUUGAAAACAUUUGAAGAUCAGAUAAAGGUGUAUGAAGAACAAGUUGCUCAAGCAGCUGGACAGUCUGCGUCUUUAAAAGAAGAAUUGGAUCAGAGCCUACUGAAGCUGGCUUCUUUAGAAAGCACAAAUGAACAACUCAAGAGCGAGAUAUCGGAGUUCAAAAAUAAAGCUCUUCAGUCUUCCUCAGAGAAUGAACUUUUAGUUCAGACAAACAUUCAGUUGAAGGGCAGAAUUGAUGAGCUUCAAGAAUUGCUUAAUUCAGCUCUUUCUGAGAAGGAAUCAACUGCUCAAGAGAUUGCUUCUCAUAUGAGCACGAUUAAAGAAUUAUCUGACCAGCAUACAAAGGCCUCAGAACUUCGAGCAGAAGCCGAAUCACGAAUUGUGGAAGCAGAAGCUCAAUUACACGAAGCUAUUGAGAAAUACUCGAAGAAAGAAUCAGAAUCCAACGAUCUGAUUGAAAAGUUGAAUGCGCUUGAAGUCCAAAUUAAAACAUACGAAGAACAAGCUCAUGAAGCAUCCACAAUUGCUGUAUCUCGACAAGUAGAGGUUGAAGAGACUCUUUCCAAAUUAAAGCAGCUUGAAAGCUUUGUCGAGGAACUGCAAACCAAGUCGGCACACUUUGAAAAGGAGAGUGGAGGACUUGCUGAGGCAAAUUUUAAGCUUACUCAGGAACUAGCCGAAUACGAGUCAAAACUCGGUGAUUUGGAAGGCAAAUUGACCGCAUCCUUGACCGAGAAGGAUGAAACAGCUGAACAACUUCACAUUUCGAAGAAAGCUAUCGAAGAUUUAACACAGAAGAUUACUUCUGAAGGGCAGAGUUUACAAUCUCAGAUUUCUUCACUAAUGGAGGAGAAUAAUUUGCUCAACGAAACACAUCAGAACACAAAGAAAGAACUUCAAUCUGUAAUAUCACAGCUUGAAGAACAAUUGAAAAACGUAAAAGAAAAUGAAGAAUCUCUAAAAUCAGAGAUUAACAAUCUCAAGGCCAAGAUUACGGAGAGUUCCUUACUGCAAACUCGUAUCAAAGAACUUGAAGAACAGUUGGUGACAGUUGAAGCUCAAUUGAAAGAAGAGGUUGAAAGUGUUAAGACAGCCGCCUCGGUAAGAGAAGCUGAAUUAACUUCAAAAUUAGAGGAUCAUGCACAAAAGAUUAGUGAUAGAGAUGUUAUCAAUGAACAAGUGGUUCAACUUCAACGAGAUUUACAACUUGCUCAAACAAUGAUCGCUCAACAGAAGGAUGCAGAUUCUCAGAAAGAGAUGGAUCGAGAAGCAGCUUUAAAAUAUUCCAUCGAAGAGCUCGAAGCCAAAAACAAAGAAUCAUUACACCUCAAGAAACAAGUCAAAGAGUUGGAAGAUAAAUUGCAAGAAGCUGAAGCUAAAAUGAAGGUUGCGAGCAGUGCAGCUGAAUCGAAGGAUAGUGUAGAGGUGAAUUCCAGAGAUAUUGACGGAUUAACAUUUUCAACACCAACAAAACGAAGGAGUAAGAAAAAGUCGGAAGCCGCUUCCGUACAAGUUGCUUCCUCUUCUUCAUCAGCUACCCAUACUGAGGCUUCUCCUUUGACGAACUUAAAGUUCGUUUUCGGAGUGGCCCUUGUGUCAGCGAUCAUUGGUGUUAUUCUUGGAAAGCGUUAUUAGUUUAGGGUUUUUUCCCCUUCCUUUUUGUGUUUGAUUUUACUACAUUGCUGAUUUUUGUUUUCUUUGCAUUUUCCUUCUUUAAGUUAUGAAGCAGAAUAGAAAAGCUUUAUUGCUCGGGUUUUGAGGUUCGGUUGGGGAACUUGUUUUCAUUCUUUCCCUUGCCCGCUUUGUCAAAAACAGUCAGUUUUAUGCAUAUCGAUAUUUAAGUUUGUAUUCUGUAAAA